Messenger RNA from Linum trigynum, 1482 nucleotides. NCBI's taxonomy places the organism in Eukaryota, Viridiplantae, Streptophyta, Magnoliopsida, Malpighiales, Linaceae. The record is from the annotation of a GenBank genome assembly.
UUAAUGAGUUGUAAGAUCAUUAUUGGCAUUUUACACCAUAUAUAGGGAUGGCAAUGGGUCGGGUCGGGGACGGAUAGUGCAUAUCCGUUACCCUACCCAAAAUAGUUCGGGUUUUACCCAUACCCAUACCCACAUAUGAAACGGGUAGAAAUUAAAACCAUGCCCAUACCCGUUCGGGUUUCGGGUAUCCACGGUUAUCCAUGGGUAAUGAUUUAUCGUCAUAACUCCAACUAAUAUGUUAACAUUCACACGUAUUCUCACAUUACGCAAGAGGAAAAGUAUGAAAAUAAUUCACUAGAACGAAGAAAAUUAGUUAAAACAACACAAUUUCAUGAAAAUAUUAUAUUUAUAUGCUAAAUAUAAAAUAUGUUAGAGAAAAAUAAUGACUAUUUCUAUACAAAAUACAUAUGUAUGUGUAUAAUCGGGCGGGUUCGGGUUGGAUACUGAGAAACCCAUGCCCACCCAUUACCCGCAAUAUUCGGGUUCGGGUUUUACCAGUACCCACUAAAUGUCCUUCGGGUUCGGGUUUUACCCUACCCGAUUAGGCCGGAUUCGGACGAAUAUCCACGGUUACGGAUAUUUUUGCCAUUUAUGGUUUGUAUUCCUGGAGGAUUUUAAUAGACACCAAGAGAGGGAUGAAAUUGAACAGAUAAAUGGGGUCCGGAAGAAAUGGCAGAAGUCGGCCGAGGGGUUUGUGUCGAUCACGACUGAUGCAGCAAUUUUAGAAGGAGGGGGAGCUGGUUUGGGUGUGGUGGCUCGAGAUAGCAAGGGCGACUUCAUCUUGGCGGCGGUUAAGCGGGUUCGAGGUAUAUGGGAAGCUGAACAGGUUGAGGCUCUCGCGAUGGAACUAGGAAUACAAACGGCGACAUUGAUCCAGGCUCCUCGUUUGGUACUGGAAAGUGACUGCCAAACUCUGGUGCUAAGACUGCAGAACUCGAUGGAGGAUGUUACAGACAUGGGAAUCAUCUGCGGCAGCAUCCAACGAGGGAUCAGAAAUAUGGGAGAAGUUCGUGUGACCCACAUUGGUAGAGAAGCGAAUGUUGCAGCACAUCUUAUGGCCCAAGUGAAUGCUAGGUGGGAUGAAAGGCAGGUGUGGUUCGACACACCACCAUUGAUGUUAUUGAAUCAAUUACUGUUAGACAAUGUAAUCGAUUCGCUUAAUUAAUAAAAGCUCACAGGUUCCCGUAAAAAAAACACCAUAUAUAGGUUUGUAUCAUAUUUAGAUUUGAAUUAGGUUUUGAUUGCUUCGCGCUAAUUUGUUAAGCUUUAAACAAAAACGACUUUUGUUGGGCCAUGAACUGUAACUUGAACACUCAGUUGGGCCACUCUCCAAGUUCCUCCUCUUUGGGCCAAGCAUUACUGCAUUAGCAAAGGUCAUAUAUUAUUUUGCUAGAUUAAUCAUUUGGUUUUUUACAUAAUAUCGAAAUAGUGUCUGCAGGGAAUGUGAUAUUGAAUGUUACACAAAAAACCAGAACAUGCAAC